UAGAAUCUACUGGCGGAAAGCACGAGCAGGCAGCUUCUAUCUAAAUAAUCCGUCUUUGAUUGUAUUGUAUGAUGGCAGAUUCGGAGACAAAAGGAGGGAAUCGAGACGGAAAGCAAGACAGAGGUCCAUAUAAGCGCAACAGAAGAGGCGACCGCUCACAUCAUCCAAAACCGAAGGCAGAAGAGGAGGAUAGUUCCGAGAAUGUGGAGCUUACACCUACCCUCUUAGCCUUCAAGGAAUACCAGUCUGAGCUGGAUCUCAAACAUGACAAGCAUGAAAGACUUGUGAAGGUCAGCAGAGAUAUCACAAUCGAGAGCAAGAGGAUCAUAUUCCUGCUACACCGCAUAGAUGGAGACAGUGACAAGGUUCUUAUUGAAGCAGAGACGAGACUGAAAUCAUUGGAGGAUACCCUUAUCUCUAAGAUUGCUUCUGAACUAAAAGGUGAGGAUUUGCAUCAGUUUAUCAGGGCUUUCUCACCAGGUGUUCAGGAGUAUAUUGAAGCUGUUUCAUUCUACCUCUUCAUCAAAGAAGAAAGACUUGUAACUCUUGAUGAAAUUAUCUCAAGACUCACAUUCUCUCUGAAAGAAGACAUCAAGAAGGUGGUAAAUGAAGAAGCAGAGGAAGCUGGCAGAGUAAAGAGUCGAUCAGAAGCCAGUGAUUCCACAGAGAAACAAGAUCAGCUAGAUCCAUUGAACUUGAAAGAAUCAAAAAGUGGUAGUGACCAUGGAACAUUAGCACUGAAGCUCCCACCUCUGGAGUACAUGCUCGGACUGGCAGACUUCACGGGUGAACUCAUGCGCAUGUGCAUCAAUAUCAUCGGCAGUGGAGACCUUGAGAGACCCUUCCAGCUUGUGAAUUUCAUGAGGAAUAUCAACCGAGGUUUCCAGCAGCUUGGUAACAUAGCUGGACGGGAGAUGGUGCGCAAGUCAACGGUGAUGAGGCAGAGCUUGAAGAAGAUGGAGGAUGCUUGCUAUGUGAUCAAGGUCAGGGGGUCAGAGAUUCCCAAGCACAUGCUCAAGGAUAUGGCUUUCAGCUCAGACUUCUCUGCCAGGGAUGAUGACUAUGGUCGGGAUAUGAUGGAUUGAUAUACUUUCACUUUGUGUGUCCUGUUAUGAAAUCCAGCUAUAGAAACUCAGUGUUGAAAGAUAACUGAACUUAUUAAACCUUUUUUGUUAAAUUCAAAAGUGACUGAAUUUUUUUUAAAACAGAUAAUAUUAUGUACCGGUAUGUUGAAGUUUUUCCUUCUGGUUUUGUUAUGCAACAUAAUAUUAUUGCAUUAAAGCCUAACAUGAAGGAUGUUUGCAUAACAUAAGAUGAAAAGUUCUUAUUUUAUAAAAGAAAAGCUAGUAGGAAAAUAUGCAGAUCAUGUAAAAUGUAUGAAUGAUUUUCUACCUGAAUUGAAUCUUUGAAAUAAAAAUAAAAGAGGGACAAGGCUUCUGGGUAUUAAAGAUAAAGAUUUGUUCAGUGUUGUUAAUAGCCAUCGAGGAAAAAACUGAAUCAGAAAAACAGUUUGUCCCUUAAAUGAUCUGAAGAAUUUACUCACAAAGUGUUUACCCCUUUCUACUUAUAGGGGGUGAAUAAUUGUUGUAGGGGAUUAAAACUAAUAGUUUACCCCACAAUACAAAACUAUUUCCCUUGCCUGGCGAAGGAAAUAUUUUGCCGGUUCAGAAGAAGUGCUUCAUCAGAAAAAAAAGCAUCAUAGAUUGAUCAUUUACCUGUCACAUUUGUUCCAUGAGUUAUCGGAGAAGACAUAAAAAAUGAUUGACAGAAGACCAGUAGAUAUGCCAUUGAGGUUCUCGUCUAAUGAUAAAAAAAUUUAUGGAUCAGUGCUCUAUCUCAUGGUUGUUAGAAAAAAUUGUUAUUUAUCAUUUCUACAAAAAUU
Messenger RNA from Strongylocentrotus purpuratus (purple sea urchin), 1882 nucleotides. RefSeq names its product translin-associated protein X (gene tsnax). Bases 69 to 1085 code for a protein of 338 amino acids. NCBI's taxonomy places the organism in Eukaryota, Metazoa, Echinodermata, Echinoidea, Camarodonta, Strongylocentrotidae. The transcript is spliced from 6 exons. Gene Ontology annotation, cellular component: nucleus; cytoplasm. The record is from RefSeq and is a predicted model, not a curated record. Gene Ontology annotation, molecular function: RNA binding; sequence-specific DNA binding; RNA endonuclease activity.